Harpia harpyja (harpy eagle) is the source of this 2057-nucleotide messenger RNA. It is a transcript of the gene OMA1, whose product is annotated as OMA1 zinc metallopeptidase. Gene Ontology annotation, molecular function: metalloendopeptidase activity. The transcript is spliced from 9 exons. Gene Ontology annotation, biological process: mitochondrial protein processing; protein quality control for misfolded or incompletely synthesized proteins. Bases 367 to 1959 code for a protein of 530 amino acids. NCBI's taxonomy places the organism in Eukaryota, Metazoa, Chordata, Aves, Accipitriformes, Accipitridae. Gene Ontology annotation, cellular component: mitochondrial inner membrane. The record is from RefSeq and is a predicted model, not a curated record.
AGGCCGCUGUUAGAGCCCGCGGGUGAAAAUGACCGCCGCGGGGUUCCUCGGCCGGGGGGUGGCCGGGUGCCGGGGCCUGCCCGGCGGGAAGGUGUUUCCAUGCCCCGGGAGUGAGAGGAUACUGGCGGGGAGACACUUGGUUUCGCUGUGUUGAGUCGUUUUCUUUCUAGGCCGGGUGCAGCAGAUAGGCACCCUGCGUUCAAGAGCAAAGUAUUAGCAAAAUGGUCAAUAGAUCCUGGUUUUCCUCAGUAUGUAUGAAUGGCACCUGUGGCAAGGAGCCCAGCACGGAAGGGUGGUGAUGCACACGUCUUCCACAAGGGACACCUGCAGUCAUUCUGAUCUGGUGGGUAACCAACCAAAGAAGCUAUGAAUAUCAUCUGUGGUCUAAAGUUGCUGGGCAGGAACUGUAUGUUCUUUAGUUUGGCUUCUUUGACCAAGCAGGGGAAGUGCAAUAAUCUCUAUAGGUCCUACACAGGAUAUCGGCGAACUCAAGUCAGUUGUACACAAGACAGAUGCCAAAGGCUGGAUUUGAGUGGAAAUACUAGAAACUGUUUUUUGACUGGAAGCCCUGACUUCUAUAGAAACUUCAUUGGUAAAGGACUGAGGUGUCUUUUGAAUGUCCCAAAUACAGAAGUGUACAAGAAUGCACACCACAGUUCAGGAAGGUUCUACUUCCAGUCUUCUUGGCCACUGGGGGAGACGAUCACAUCCCUCCAGAUCAGUCCUGUAGGGCAACUCCCAUGUCAUUUUUCUGCUUGGAACAUUCAGAUCAUCAGGUCUUUUCGCACAUCACCACCAUUUCAGGCUGCACCAGUUCCACUUUUCUGGAUUAUUGUUAAGCCAGCUCAGAAAUUAUUUGCUAUCAUUCUUGGCAGGAGCAUAAGAAAUUGGUGGAAGGCACUUCCUCCUAAUAAACGGGAGCUUCUUAAAGAAAGUGCAAGAAAAAAUAAAUGGAAGAUACUCCUGGGUGUCAGUAGCUUAGGAGUUUUAUUUUUCGUGUUUUAUUUUACUCACUUGGAGGAGACGCCCAUCACUGGGCGUGCUCGACUGUUGAUGUUUGGAAAAGAGCAUUUUAGAGAGCUGUCACAGAUGGAAUAUGAUAUGUGGAUGGAGGAAUUCAGAAGUAAAAUGUUACCUGAGGCAGAUGCACGCUAUCAGGUUGUGGAGAGAGUUGUUGGUCAUUUAUCUGAAAGCAAUAAGGACAUCCCACAGGUCUCGGCGCUCAAGUGGGCUAUCCAUGUGGUGGACGAACCAGGUGUAAAUGCUUUUGUGCUUCCGAAUGGUCAAGUGUUUGUUUUCACUGGAUUGCUAAAUGCAGUUUCUGAUAUUCAUCAGCUGUCUUUCAUUUUGGGACAUGAAAUAGCUCAUGCUGUGCUGGAACAUGCAGCAGAGAAAGCCAGCCUGGUUCACUUCUUGGAUUUUCUAUCACUCAUCUUUCUCACUAUGAUUUGGGCCAUCUGUCCCCGUGAUAGUUUGGCAGUUGUUGGCCAGUGGAUUCAGAGCAAGUUGCAGGAGUUUAUGUUUGAUAGACCGUACAGCAGAACAUUGGAGGCUGAAGCUGAUAAAGUGGGACUUCAGUUUGCAGCAAAGGCUUGUGUGGAUGUACGAGCAAGCAGUGUAUUUUGGCAACAAAUGGAAUUAGCAGAAACCAUUCAGGGGCAGCCCAAGUUACCAGAGUGGCUCUCCACACACCCUUCUCAUGAAAAUAGAGCUGAGCACUUAGACCGGCUUAUCCCAGAGGCUCUUAAAAUAAGAGAGAGCUGCAAUUGCCCAUCUCUUUCUGGACCAGAUCCUCGCCUCAUUUUCAAACUUAGCAUGCAACAUCUCCUGGAAUCGUCUAAAGAUCAAGAAACCCCAAAUUCUACAAAGCGAGAUCUCUCAAAACCAAAACUGGAUUUUCCUCACACUCAAAAAGUGGAAGAUAUGCCAGUAACUUUUGCAGUUAAACCUACAAACUAAUGAUAAUAAUUUUCACUUUUUAUGAAACUUGUGGUCCCUGAAGGUCUGUCUUACAACGCAAAUUUGUCUUUGAACCAUAAAGAAGAUGUAGCCACUCA